AUGGAAAUUUAUACUGAAAAGGUCGCUCCUAUUUUGGAUAAGGUAUGUAAGACAGUUCAUUUGGAUGCUUUGGACGAAAAUGAAAAUUUAUAAGCUCUUGUCAAGAAGAUUCCUAUUCCCGUUAAGCCCAGUCACAUUAUUUUGAGUCUUUCUGCAGUUUUGGUUUUGUUAUCACUUUUGAAUGUAGGCUCUAGCUUAAUUUGCAAUAUUGUUGGCUUCAUAUAUCCUGCAUAUAUGAGUUUCAAGGCUUUGGAAACUACUGACAAUAAGGAUGAUAAGUAAUGGUUGACCUACUGGGUUGUUUACUCCCUCUUCACCGUUAUGGACUCUUUCAUUGGCUUCACUCUCUCCUUCAUUCCUUUCUACUAUUUCUUAAAGCUCGCCUUCUUCGUCUAUCUCUUCCACCCCAAGACUUUAGGUGCUGUCGUCGUUUAUGACAAGGUUGUUUAACCCCUUCUCAAGAAAUACGAAUCUGAUAUUGACUAAAACAUUAACAAGCUUGCUUCCAAGUGA
This is a messenger RNA of Tetrahymena thermophila SB210, 513 nucleotides long. RefSeq names its product HVA22/TB2/DP1 family protein. Lineage: Eukaryota; Ciliophora; Oligohymenophorea; Hymenostomatida; Tetrahymenidae. The transcript has a single exon. The record is from RefSeq and is a predicted model, not a curated record.